Messenger RNA from Engraulis encrasicolus (European anchovy), 9270 nucleotides. It is a transcript of the gene notch1b, whose product is annotated as notch receptor 1b. Gene Ontology annotation, molecular function: signaling receptor activity; calcium ion binding; protein binding. The coding region runs from base 220 to 7812 and encodes 2530 amino acids. Gene Ontology annotation, biological process: regulation of developmental process; Notch signaling pathway; multicellular organism development. Lineage: Eukaryota; Metazoa; Chordata; Actinopteri; Clupeiformes; Engraulidae. The record is from RefSeq and is a predicted model, not a curated record. Gene Ontology annotation, cellular component: membrane. The transcript has 35 exons.
GACGCGGAGCGGAGAAUGGAGAUGUGAAUAGGGGGUCUCAGUCACAGUUGGAGAAUCAACGAGUACACAUCACUGCACGGAGUUCUUGGGGACAAAGCGCUCACCAAAAUUUCCCCAAUGUUGGUUCUUUGUUUAUGGACUUUUUGAAGAGAAAAAACCCAUUGGAUCUAUGAUAACCCUACGAGGAAUUAAAGAGAUUUUAUAAACCGACGAGGAGGAAUGCAUCGGUUCCUUGUGAAACUUACAACUCUACUCGUAUUGAUAGCUCUAACGAAAGGGCAAGGAUGCCUUGGGCCAGACUCCUGUUUGAACGGAGGCACCUGUGAGCCCACCGGUAAUGGCAGAACCGAAUGCAAGUGUCCGGAAAAGUACCUGGGAUCGAGAUGUCAACACACCAACCCCUGCUACGCCAACCCCUGCAACAAUGACGGCACAUGCCGCGUGGUACCCCGGGGCAACCGCUUCGAGUCCAAGUGCGAGUGCCGGCCGGGCUACAGCGACCCGCUCUGCCUCACGCCGGUCAACAACGUGUGUCUGAACAACCCGUGCCGCAACGGGGGCACCUGCGACCUCAUCAGCACCCGCGAGUACCGCUGCCGCUGCCAGCCCGGAUGGUCAGGUAAAACAUGCCAGCAGGCGGACCCCUGCGCCUCGAACCCGUGUGCCAACAGUGGCACCUGCAAAGCCCUGGAGUCCGCCUACCUGUGCGAGUGCCCGCCCAACUUCUUUGGCCAGACCUGCAAGAUGGACACCAACGAGUGCACGCAGACCCCCAACAUCUGCAAGAACGGGGGCACGUGCGUGAACGAGGUGGGCACCUACCACUGCCGCUGCCCGCAGGAGUACACGGGCAGGCACUGCGAGACGCUCUACAUGCCCUGCAGCCCCUCGCCCUGCCGCAACGGGGGCACCUGCGUCCAGAAGGGAGAGACCACCUACCAGUGCACCUGCCUACCAGGUUUCAAUGGACAGAACUGUGAGCACAACAUCAAUGACUGCACUAACCAUGGUUGUGAGAACGACGGGGUCUGUGUGGAUGGUGUCAACACUUACAACUGCCAAUGUACACCUCAGUGGACGGGUCAGUUUUGCAAUGUCGACGUUGAAGAGUGUGCACUGAUGCCCAACGCCUGCCAGAACGGUGGCACGUGCAUCAAUGCCCAGGGCGGGUACCACUGCGUGUGCGUGAACGGUUGGACGGGUGAUGACUGCAGCGAGAACAUCGACGACUGUGCUGACGCGGCCUGCAACGCGGGUGCCACCUGCCAUGACCGCGUGGCAUCUUUCUUCUGCCAGUGCCCUCACGGCCGCACAGGCUUGUUGUGCCAUUUGGAGGAUGCCUGCAUGAGCAACCCUUGCCAGAAGGGCUCCAACUGUGACACCAACCCAGUGAACGGCAAGGCCAUCUGCACCUGUCCCACUGGCUACGUUGGGCCAUCCUGCGACCAGGACGUCGACGAGUGCUCCCUAGGUGCCAACCCCUGUGAGCAUGGCGGAAAGUGCCUUAACACUAUGGGCUCCUUCCAAUGCAAGUGCCCUACUGGCUACGUUGGCGCCCGCUGUGAACUGGACUACAACGAGUGCCUUUCCAACCCGUGCCAAAACGACGCCACCUGCCUCGACCAGAUCGGAGGGUUCAAAUGCAUCUGCAUGCCAGGCUACGAGGGGAUCUAUUGCCAGAAGGAUACCAACGAGUGCCUCAGCGCCCCCUGCCUCAACAACGGGAAGUGCAUCGACAAGAUCAACACCUUUGAGUGCCAGUGCCCCACAGGAUUCUCUGGGUCAAUCUGCCAGGUGGAUGCAGACGAGUGCGCCAGCACACCAUGCAAGAAUGGCGCCAAAUGCAUCGACGGGCCCAACAAGUACACAUGCGAGUGCACUGAAGGUUACACCGGUCAGCUGUGCGAGCUGGACAUCAACGAGUGUGCGUCCAACCCGUGCCACUAUGGCUCGUGCAAGGACGGCCUGGCGUCCUUCAGCUGCGAGUGCACGGCGGGCUACACGGGGCGCCUGUGCGAGACCAACAUCAACGAGUGCCUGAGCCAGCCCUGCCAGAACGGGGGCACGUGCCAGGACAGCGUCGACUCCUACCGCUGCCUCUGCCCCAAAGGCACUUCGGGCAUCAACUGUGAAAUCGACGUGGACGACUGCAAGAGCAACCCGUGCGACUACGGGACGUGCAUCGACAGGAUCAACGGCUAUGAGUGCACGUGUAAGCCAGGCUACUCAGGGAAAAUGUGCCGAACUAACAUCGACGAGUGUGCGAGCAACCCGUGCCACAACGGGGGCACGUGUGUGGAUGGGGUGAACAGCUUCACCUGCCUGUGCCGCGAGGGCUUCCAAGACCCCACCUGUCGCUCCCAGGUCAACGAGUGCCUCAGCAACCCUUGCAUCCACGGACACUGCCAAGACAAGGUCAACGGCUACAACUGCAUCUGCGACUCGGGCUGGAGCGGCUCCAACUGCGACAUCAACAACAACGAGUGCGACUCCAACCCCUGCAUGAACGGGGGCAGCUGCCGAGACAUGACCAGCGGAUACUACUGCACCUGCCGAGCCGGAUUCAGCGGUCCUAACUGCCAGACUAACAUUAAUGAGUGUGCGUCCAACCCCUGCCUCAACCAAGGCAGCUGUAUUGAUGAUGUGGCUGGAUACAAGUGCAACUGCAUUCUGCCCUACACUGGGGAGAACUGCGAGACCCUGCUGGAGCCGUGCGCCCCCAAGCCCUGCAAGAACGGGGGCGAGUGCCGGGAGUCGGAGGACUACGAAAGCUUCUCCUGCGUGUGCCCCAAAGGCUGGCAAGGCCAGACCUGCGAGAUCGACAUCAACGAAUGUGUGAAGAGCCCUUGCAAGAACGGAGCCUCCUGCCAAAACACCAAGGGAAGCUACCAGUGCAACUGCAAAGCCGGAUUCACCGGACGCAACUGCGAAAGCGACAUAGACGACUGCAAGCCUAACCCAUGCAGCAACGGUGGCCACUGCAAAGACGGUGUCAACAGCUUCGUCUGCUCUUGCCUGGCGGGUUUCCGUGGCACGCGGUGCGAGGAGGACAUCAACGAGUGCGAGAGCAACCCGUGCAAGAAUGGCGCCAACUGCACCGACUUUGUCAACAGUUACACCUGCACGUGCCCGGCUGGCUUCAGUGGCAUACAUUGUGAAAACAACACGCCCGACUGCACAGAGAGUUCCUGCUUCAAUGGGGGCACCUGCAUGGAUGGCAUCAACACCUUCACCUGCCUGUGCCCGCCGGGCUUUACUGGCAGCUACUGCCAGCACGACAUCAACGAGUGCGACUCCAAGCCCUGCCUCAACGGCGGCUCCUGCCAGGAUAGCUAUGGCACCUACAAGUGCACCUGUCCCCAGGGCUACACCGGCCUCAACUGCCAGAACCUGGUGCGUUGGUGCGACUCUUCGCCGUGUAAGAACGGAGGCAAGUGUUGGCAGACGGGCACCACGUUCAGCUGUGAGUGCCAGAGCGGCUGGACUGGCUUCUACUGCGACAUCCCCAGCGUGUCCUGCGAAGUGGCCGCCAAACAGCAAGGUGUGGAGGUGGCGCACCUCUGCCGCAACUCGGGCCAGUGUCUGGACGCGGGCAAUACACACUUCUGCCGCUGCCAGGCAGGCUACACGGGCAGCUACUGUGAGAAGCAGGUGGACGAGUGCGUGCCCAACCCCUGCCAGAACGGCGCCACCUGCACCGACUACCUGGGCGGCUACUCUUGUGAGUGUGUUGCGGGCUAUCACGGGACAAACUGCACCAAUGAGAUCAAUGAGUGCCUUUCUCAGCCCUGCCAGAACGGCGGCACCUGCAUCGACCUGAUCAAUACCUACAAAUGCUCCUGUCCCCGCGGGACCCAAGGUAUCCACUGUGAGAUCAACGUGGAUGAUUGCAACCCCUCCACCGACCCUCUCACCAAGGAGCCCAAGUGCUUUAACGGCGGCGAGUGUGUGGAUGGCGUUGGCGGUUACCACUGCAUCUGCCCCGCCGGGUACGUGGGCGAGAGGUGCGAGGGCGACGUAAACGAGUGCCUGUCCAACCCGUGCGACCCGCGGGGCACCCACAACUGUGUGCAGCUCACCAACAACUACCGCUGCGAGUGUCGCACCGGAUACACAGGUAAACGCUGUGAGCAGGUGUUUGAUGGCUGCAAGGGUAAGCCCUGUCGUAACGGAGGCACCUGUGCCGUAGCCAGCAACACGGCCCAUGGAUUCAUCUGCAAGUGCCCACCGGGCUUCACUGGCUCUACGUGCGAGGGCGACGCGCACUCCUGCGGCUCGCUGCACUGCCGUAACGGUGGCACGUGCGUGUCGGGCCACAAGAGCCCGCGCUGCCUGUGCCCGGCCGCCUUCACGGGGCCCGAGUGCCAGUACCCGGCCGACAGCCCGUGCCAGAGCAACCCCUGCUACAACAGCGGCACGUGUCAGUACACCAGCGCCGAGCCCUACUACCGCUGCUUGUGCCCGCCGCGCUUCAACGGGCGCCUCUGCCAGAUGCUGGACUACACCUUCCCCGGUGGCCCGGGCGACGACAUCACCGCUGUGCCCAAGGUGGAGGCCAGUUGUGAGAUCGAUGACUGCGACCUUCGCUCGGCCGACAGCGUGUGCGACAGCAAGUGCAACAACUUUGAGUGCGGCUGGGACGGUGGGGACUGCUCGCUCAACUUCGACGACCCGUGGAAGAACUGCUCGGCCGCGCGCCAGUGCUGGCGCUACUUCAACGACGGCAAGUGCGACGAGCACUGCAACAACCCGGGAUGCCUCUACGACGGCUUCGACUGCCAGAACCUGGAAGGCCAGUGCAACCCUCUCUACGACCAGUACUGCAAAGACCACUACUCAGACACGCACUGCGACCAGGGCUGCAACAACGCUGAGUGCGGCUGGGAUGGCCUGGACUGUGCCAACAACAUGCCCGAGAAGCUGGCGGCCGGCCGCCUCGUGGUGGUGGUGCGCAUCCACCCGGACACGCUGCGCAGCAACUACACGGGCUUCCUGCGCGAGCUGAGCCGCGUGCUCCACACCAACGUGGUGUUCCGGCGCGACGUGAAGGGCGAGCUGAUGAUCUACCCGUACUUUGGCAACGAGCAGGAGCUGAAGAAGCACCAGUCAGCGGCCGCCAAGCGAAGACGGAGACGACGUUCCGCUUCCGUGGUGAUGGACAACUGGGCCGACGUCAGGGACAGUGUCAUGGCCACGCUCACAGAUAGCAUGUACCACGUGGUCAACCUGAGGCGGAGGAGGGAGCUGGACCAACAGGAGGUUAAGGGGUCGAUCGUGUAUCUGGAGAUUGACAACAGGCAGUGUUACACGCAGUCCACCGAGUGCUUCCAGAGUGCCACCGACGUGGCGGCCUUCCUAGGAGCCCUGCAGUCCCGCGGAUCCCUCGACAUGCAAUACGUCAUCGAGACCGUGGCCAGCGAGAACAUCCAGCCUCCGCAGAACGAGCUGUACCCCAUCUACGUGGUGCUGGCGGGCCUGGUGCUGCUGGCCUUUGUGGGGGUGGGCAUGGUGGCAUCCCGCAAGCGACGCCGCGAGCACGGCCAGCUCUGGUUCCCCGAGGGCUUCAAGACCAGCGAGACCAACAAGAAGAAGCGGCGCGAGCCCGUGGGCGAGGACUCGGUCGGCCUCAAGCCACUGAAGAACCUCUCGGACAUAUCCUUGAUGGACGACAACCAGAACGAAUGGGGCGACGAGGAGCCAUCAGACCACAAGCGCUUCAGGUUUGAGGAGCAAGCCAUGCUGGAUCUGGACGACCACACGGACCACCGCCAGUGGACGCAGCAGCACCUGGACGCCGCAGACCUCCGCAUCCCCAACAUCAACAUCGCCCCGACACCCCCUCAGGGCGAGAUCGAGAACGACUGCAUGGACGUGAAUGUCCGCGGGCCAGACGGCUUCACGCCCCUGAUGAUCGCCUCGUGCAGCGGUGGCGGCCUGGAGACGGGCAACAGCGAGGAGGAGGAGGACACGUCCGCCAACGUCAUCAACGACUUCAUCUACCAGGGCGCCAACCUGCACAACCAGACGGACCGCACCGGCGAGACCGCCCUGCACCUGGCAGCCCGCUACGCCCGUUCCGACGCCGCCAAGAGGCUUCUGGAAGCCAGCGCCGACGCCAACAUCCAGGACAACAUGGGACGCACCCCGCUGCACGCGGCCGUGGCUGCCGACGCACAGGGAGUCUUCCAGAUCCUGAUCAGGAAUCGAGCCACGGACCUGGAUGCCCGUAUGCACGACGGCACGACGCCCCUGAUCCUGGCGGCUCGCCUGGCCGUGGAGGGCAUGGUGGAGGAGCUCAUCAACUGCCACGCAGACGUCAACGCUGUCGACGACUUUGGUAAAUCUGCUCUUCACUGGGCAGCAGCCGUUAACAACAUGGAUGCAGCCGUCGUUCUUCUCAAGAAUGGAGCCAACAAAGACAUGCAGAACAAUAAGGAGGAGACCCCACUGUUCCUGGCGGCGCGAGAGGGCAGUUACGAGACUGCCAAGGUGCUGCUGGAGCACUUUGCCAACCGCGAGAUCACCGACCACAUGGACCGGCUGCCACGCGACAUUGCCCAGGAGCGCAUGCACCACGACAUCGUGCGGCUGCUGGACGAGUACAACCUGGUGCGCAGCCCGCCCGUGCACAGCGCCCCCCUGUCCAACAGCCUCUCGCCGCCACUGUGCUCGCCCAACGGCUACCUGAACAGCAUGAAGCCGAACAACGUGCAGAACAAGAAGGCCCGCAAGCCCGGCUCGGGGAAAGGCGGCGUGGCGUGUAAAGACGGUAGUAACGGCGGGAAGGACAUGAAGAACAAGAAGAAGAAGCCCCAGGACGGCCCGCGCGGCGGCCUGCUGGACAGCUCGGCCGUGCUGUCGCCCGUGGACUCGCUGGAGUCGCCGCACGGCUACAUCUCGGACGUGUCGUCGCCGCCCCUCAUGGCCUCGCCGUUCCAGCACUCGCCCACCUCCAUGCCCCUGGCGCACCUGCAGGCGCUGCCGCCCGAGGUCAACCACCUGGCCACGGUCAACCACCUGGGCAUGGCCCCCGGCAAGCAGUUCGACCCGCUGCCGCCCCGCCUCACCCACCUGCCCAUGGCCAGCGCUGCCGCCAACGGUCAGCUCGACUGGAUGUCCCGGCUGCACAGCAACAUGAGCCAGCAGCAGGGCCAGUUCAACAGCAUGGGCAACAGAGGAGUUCCGCAGGGGGGUAUGGGGGGCCACCAGGGCAACGGCGCAGUGACGCACGGCCUGAUGCACAACGGGUUGUCCUCCUCCACGCUCUCGCAGAUGAUGAGCUUCCCCGGCCUGCCCAACAACCACAUGGCCAACCAGACUCACCUGAUGCAGGGCCAGGGCAUGCAGUCCCUGCCCCAGAGUCUGCAGCAGCAGCUCCAGCAGCAGCAGAACUCAAACCCCCCCAGCAGCGUGAGCCCUGGGUUCAUGUCCGCAGACAUGGGGGGUCCUGAGGUGAUCCAGCAGGGUGGAGGUGGUGGUGGGGGCGGCGGAGGAGGCUCCAUGCCCAUCCACACCAUCCUGCCCCAGGAGACCCAGAUCAUGUCCGCCCAGCUGGGCCCCAGCCUGGCCAGCACCCAGUUCCUCACCCCCCCUUCGCAGCACAGCUACUCGGCACCCAUGGAGGGCAACACGCCCAACCACCAGCUCCAGGUGCCCGACCACCCCUUCCUGACGCCGUCCCCCGGCUCCCCGGACCAGUGGUCCAGCUCGUCGCCCCACUCCAACAUGUCGGACUGGUCUGAGGGCAUCUCCAGCCCCCCCACCAGCAUGCAGUCGCAGAUGGGCCACAUUCCAAACGACCACUUUAAAUAGAAAUCAACCAUUUCAUUUCAAGUUCAAUUCUUUUUUUUUGUUGUUGUUUUAUUUUUGUUUUAUCGUACAAAAUAGGUUGAAAUUUGUUGCCAAGACAAAAAAAGAAGAGAAAAACACUAGGGAGACGUACCAGUGAAAAACAAACUGAACUGAAGGAUUUUUAUAAGCUUUGAUACUAACAGUAAGUUUCCUCCCUCCCAUCCUCCCUCCAUUUUUUUAAUUUAUUUAAUGUCUAAUUUUUAAUUUAUACUUGUUUCCUGUUUGUCUGCCGAAAGACAUUUUAAUUUGAACGUCUAUAUCACUGGUCUGCUGAGAGUGGGUUGGCUUUCUCUGCGUCUGUAGCGUUGGUUUGUGUCCCUCGGUCGGGCUACAGUCCUCGGCCUCUGCUGGUGUGCACACUGGGUAUUUAUUGGUCUUAAUUUUUUGACUACUUUUUUCUUCAGUCUCCUUUUUUUCUUUUAAAUAUUUUCUAUAUAAUUGUAUAAUCCUGUAAAAAAUGCAAUUACGUUUUAUUAUAAGGACAUUUUAUAGAAUGUGUUUUUUGUUAUUUUAAUUGUGUCAGUAUUUAGAUUGUUUUCUAUGCCUUUGUUUUCAUUGCAACAGAACAGAACAGAACAGAACAAUCACAGGGAUGUCUUUAUAUGUUUCAUUUGCUACCAGAACAACAAAAAAAACAUAAAAACUUGUGUUUGUUUCAAUUGUAUUUUGUUCAGAUGUCUUAAAAGUGCAUGUAUGCCAAUUUAUUCUUGUGAAAUAUUCUUGAGAUACACAUAACUACUGUUCCAUUUUUUCAUUGUCACCAGAUACCUUUAAAGAAACACUCAUUUUGUUUUAUUCUGGGAGAUGUUUUGAAAUAUUGAUAAUCUUCCAUUCCAGUUGCUGCGAUACAGUCAUGUGGCUGUGAUGUUCCCUGGGUGUGUAAGAGGGGUUGGAGAGACCCCCCUCCCCCUCUCGCUCCACCUGUGUAUUUUAAGUUAGAGUCUGUAGCUUAAGUAUAGACUUGUGUGUGCUUAUCUUGUGAGCUGGAUUUCGGUUUUCAGAGAGUUCUGAAGUGUUCAGGAUGCCAUCCGAAUGUUAAAAGAGAUGUUUCUGAGGUUUAACAUGCACAACAGGAGUACACGCAAAUAAUAUAUAUUUUCUCAGUUUUACUGAGGUGUCUAGACAAAAAAAUAUAAAUAUAUUGCAGAAUAAACCAUAAAAUAUUUUAAGGGCCAGAGUGGGAGGUCAGGUUUUUUAACAGUAUGUUAAGCAAUAUUUAUUGACCUCUUGUUAACCUGUCUGAGCAUCAGGCAGCGUGACAUGAAAUUGAACAAAAUCAAUGAAAUAAAAAAAUGGGCUCAUUUGAAAUGUAUAAAAUGUUCUCAAUCUACAAAAUUGUAGUUUACAUUAAAUGUAUUUUCUGUUAAUUCUGUAAAAUUGUUCCUUUCAACAAUAAAUUUAACCGUUUGAUAUCUCAUA